AUGUAAUUUCAAUAGACUGCUGCAUUCAAGGAAUUGCUGUAGGGAGAAUAUAAAAUACAGAAGAGCAAUUUGAUACGUUAAGCAAAAAUAUUGGCCCAUAAACCAUCUUUGGAACCAAAAAUAAAUCUAACUCAUCGUAGUGUAGAAGAUCCUCCACAAAAUAAAUAGAGAAGUGGAAUUGCUCUUCCAAUUCUGAUAUAAAAAAAACAACAGUUUAAUAUAGAUUGUGAUAAGGCAAAAGAUAUAAUCAAGAACUUUAAUAUAAAACUUAUUCGCUAAAGAGUGUGUUAAAAUGAAAAAAUCCACAGAAAACUAUCAUAACAUAGUAUUUAAAAUACUCAAUAACUGAAUCUCACUUUUGGACAAAACUUUCGCAUAAAAACAAGACCAAUUUUCUCAAAGUAAGAUAACAGUGUAGAUCUCCGAGACUCUCAUUCUGCUAGUAGAGUAAUGUCUCAUUCAUAAUAAAGAUUAGUAAAUAAACUAUUUUAAUGA
Messenger RNA from Paramecium primaurelia, 495 nucleotides. The record is from the annotation of a GenBank genome assembly. NCBI's taxonomy places the organism in Eukaryota, Ciliophora, Oligohymenophorea, Peniculida, Parameciidae.